CCGUCCUCUUGGCUGCCCUGGUCUGGGGCCAGAACUGCUCCAACUCACAAGGCAAAUGAGCCUCCCGCUGUCCACUCGGGCAGCGUGUAACAACCUGCCAUUUCACCGGAUAUACAGGGCUGGGCAGGAAGAGGGAGGUGGCGUCAGGGGACGAUUAGCCGCGCUGCCUUGGCUGCUUCGCGGGGAGGUGUGACAGCCGCCUUUUGAGUCUCCCAGCAACUUUGCCAGCAGGCAGGGAUGAAAGGAUGCCCGUCUCAGCCUCCCUCCAUCCUGACUCGACCCAAGAGCGGCCCGCCAGCCUGACCUCCACCGCCUCCUCCUCAGGUUCAUCGCGCGACAGCCGGGCCAUGGAGGAGCCCGGUGUGGGGGAGCCGGGACCCGAAGGUGGGGAGGGCGCCCCGCAGGGCCUCCCGCACUUCAACAGCAACAACAGCGCCAGCAGCUGGCUGAAUGGGCAGGGAGGCCCUUCCUUCUCUGCCUUCGCCUCUCGGGCCCCCGCUGGGGACAACCACCUCCAGCACAGCUACCUGGGCCGGGUCGUGCGGGAGAUCGUGGAGACGGAGAGGAUGUAUGUCCAGGACCUACGCAGCAUUGUGGAGGACUACCUGUUGAAGAUCAUUGACACGCCAGACCUGCUGGAGCCAGAGCAGGUCAGCGCACUCUUUGGGAACAUUGAAGACAUCUAUGAACUGAACAGCCAGCUGCUUAAGGACCUGGAUGGCUGCAACGGGGACCCGGUGGCAGUGGCCUACUGCUUCGUGGACAGAAGAGAAGAGUUUGACAUUUACACCCAGUACUGCACCAAUUACCCCAACUCGGUGGCCGCUCUGACCGAGUGCAUGAGAGAGAAGCACCAGGCCAAGUUCUUCCGGGACCGGCAGGAACUGCUGCAGCACUCGUUGCCACUGGGCUCCUACCUGCUGAAACCCGUCCAGAGGAUCUUGAAGUACCACCUGCUCCUCCAGGAAAUCGCGAAGCAUUUUGACAGGGAGGAGGGCUUAGAGGUGGUGGAACUUGCGAUCUACACCAUGACCUGUGUGGCCUGGUACAUCAAUGACAUGAAGAGGAAGCACGAGCAAGCCGUCCGCCUCCAGGAGAUCCAGUCGUUGCUGAUCAACUGGAAGGGGCCGGACCUGACCACCUACGGUGAACUGGUGUUGGAGGGCACCUUUCGCGUCCACCGGGUGCGGAACGAGCGGACCUUUUUCUUGUUCGACAAGGCGCUGCUCAUCACUAAGAAGCGGGGUGAUCACUUUGUCUACAAGACCCACAUCCCGUGCUCAUCCCUCAUGUUGAUCGAGAGCACCAGGGAGUCUCUGUGCUUCACCGUAAGCCACUACAAGCACAACAAGCAGCAGUACAGCAUCCAGGCCAAAUCGGCGGAUGAGAAACGGGGGUGGACUCACCACAUCAAGAGGCUUAUCCUGGAGAAUCACCACACCACCAUCCCCCAGAAGGUUAAGGAAGCCAUAUUGGAGAUGGACUCCUACUACCCCACGCGGUACCGAUACAGCCCGGAUAGACUGAAGAAAGCUAUGGACGAGGCACCGCUGCAGCGUUGCCAGGGACGCCGACGGUCCGAGCCAACAAAGCAGCUUCUCAAGCAGCUCAACCAGAAAGCAAGACCAGCAGGACUGAAGCACUCAGACAGCGCUGAGGCCCUUCUGGACUCCGGAGAGUUCCGGCAGCCCCUGUUCCCAUGGGGGCCGCAGUCCGAUUUUGAACGGGCUGACCAGGAGCAGGACGAGAAGGAGGAAGAGGAAGAGCAGGCAUUUCAGCAUCAGACCUCUCUGGAGGAUCUGCCUCUCAGCAACGGCAGCGAGAAGAGGGCUGGGGCUGAGCCCCAAGGCUCAGAGGAGGAAGAGGAGGAAGAGAAGGAGGAGGAGGAGGAGAAAGAGGAGGAGGAGGAGGAGGAGGAGGAGGAAGAGAGUCUGGAGGUAGCCGAGCAGGACUCUGGGCCCUCGGAACAUGAGGUAGCCAAGGGCUGCAAGAGGCCAAGUGGCCAGUCUUCGAGUUCUCCCCAAAAGUGCGUGAACUUGGCACCUGACUCUUCUGGGUCAGAGACGUGGCUGGACGGAGACCCCGAGGUGGUUCCGGGACCAGCUCCCCCUCCGUUGGAUCACAGCCCAGAGAGGCCCUCAGACCUGGAGUCUUCCCCACGCACGCCCGAGCGGCUGUUAAGCCUCCCCGAGGAGGUGCUGGCAACUGACCUGCCAGCUCCCGAGGUGGAACAUGUCCUUCCCGAGAGCCAGGAGGACCUCAAGACCCUUAGCAGUGAGGAGGAAGAAGAGGAGGAAGGAGCAGCUCAAGAGUCAGGGAGCAUCUUGCCGCCAUCUGUUCUGGACCAGGCUAGUGUCAUAGCUGAGAAGUUCAUCAGUAGCUUUUCACGGCGCAGCAGCCUGGCCCUGGAGGAUGGCCGGUCUGGUGGCUUUGGGCAAGUCCACCUGACGGGCCAGAGCGGCAGCCUCCUCAGCCUCGAGGGUGGUGAGAAGGGGCUCUACCCUAGCAGCCCCAGUGACUCCACCGACUGCUUCCUGGCCCCGGAAGUGGCCUCAGGUGCCAGGGCGGCUCGGGAGCCCCGCUCUCCCCUCGACAGGCCUGUGCCCCCAAGUCCCGGUGGCCCCGGGGAAGCCGAACGGUCCCCUUUCAAGAAGAAGGAGUCGCUCUUGUCCACUCAGGACCGGCUCCUGCUGGACAGGAUCAAGAACUAUUACGACCACGCUGAACACCAUGACGCCAGCUUCAGCAUCCGGCGCCGAGAGAGCUUCUCCUACAUCCCCAAGGGGCUGGUCAGGAACUCGGUUACCAAGUUCAACAGCUUCCCGAGGCCCGAGCCCAGAGCCCCCGCUGAGCGCAAAAGGCUGGCUGGGCUCUGGCCAACCUCCGGGACUCGCUCUGACCUCCCCACCCCAGGACAGGGGGACCCCGGAGACCCCGCCCCCGUCCGAGACUCCGAGUUCCGCCCGUCCUCUGAAUUAGUGAAGAUCUGGGACGGGAUGGACCGCUCGUCGGGGGCCCGCCGGGGGCUGGUGGGGAAGGGCAGGAGGGAGCCGGGCUCGGGGCAGGAGAACGGCUUUGAUCUGCACGAGCCGCUCUUCAUCCUGGAGGAGCAUGAGUUGGGAGCCAUUGCAGAGGAAUUGCCCGGGGCCUCCUCUCACAGCCCCCAGACCCACCCCGCCCAGCUGGCUCGGGAGCUGAAGGAGCUAGUGAAGGAGCUGGGCAGCGGGGAGCCAGAGCUACCGACCACCCUGCACCCCCGGAUCGUGCAGUUCUCGCACAUGAUGGACGCGGACCUUGGCGAACGGGUCACAAACAAGGUUUACCAGCUGGCCCGCCAAUACAGCCUCAGGAUUAAGCGGCACAAACCCGUGGGGCCGAAUCGGUCCAAGGGAGAGCCUGACGGUGGGAGCCCGGGCCCCAAACUGCCUCUCGUCCUGGAGGAAGUGUCAAGGCCGGCCGCCAGCCGAGGUAAGAAGCCUGCCUUGUCCCUGCCUCGCUCUGAGCGGUUGGUGGUUGAGGGGGACAGCUGGCCACGACAUUCCUCUUUUGCAAGGAGCCAGACCCUUCCGUGCUGCUCCUUUGGGCCUUCCUCCAGCGGCAGGUGGGACCCCUCCUCUCUGGGGGACCAGCGGCCCCCCGCCCACGGCACCCUCAGCCCCACGGAUGGGGAGACCUUCCACUGGCCGGACGUCCGCCAGCUGUGCUCCAGAUACGCUUGCGGUGCAGGAGCCCCGCAGGCCAGGCUGGGCCCACGUCGGGGCCCUCCGGUCAGCCGGAGCCGUUCGGUGCCCAACGGGAUGAUGGAGCCGGCGCAGUCGGGGCACGUGAACCGCUGCCUCAGCCUGGAGGCCCCCCGGGGCCAAGAGGACGAAGCCCUGUUCGUCGCCGCAGACGUCAUCCUGGACGACAACCGUCGGGUCAUUGUUCUGGAGAAGGGGCCCCUGCCGGAGCCCCACAACAUGGCAGAAGAGGGGGAGCGGGACAGCUACGGGCAGUGUCGCUCGCCCACCUCCCGGGAGAAGAUCUCCCAAAUGGCUGUGGUAGAGCACCGUAAAGCCUAUCAGGAAUCGGAGGAGCCACGGGGGCGAAAGGAGGGACCUGCACCGGACUCCCUGCUGCCAAAUCCAAGGGUGAUGGCUGGCUCUGGCCAGCAGGGCCUGGUCAGGACCCUGAGGGCAAAGUUUCAGACAUUGAACUCGAAUGGGUGAAUAGUUGUGAGGGAGAGGGGCUGCUGGUGAUGGGGAGGGGAGAGGGGUACUGCCUUCUCCUAUCAGAUAUGCUUUGCCCCAUUCCCCCCUGCCCAACAUUCCCACCCCAACUUCCCGUUCUCCAAGACUUCCUAUUCACGUCUUCCCGCUCCUCUUCCAGGAAUCAUAAGCAGGGCUGCGGGGAGUGAAUCUGCCACUCCCAGAACUCCCUCUGCCACCGCCCAUCCUUUUCUGCCGUACAGGAAGGUCCCCGGCAAGCCGGACCACUCGCUUCCCCGAGACCCGACCCAGCCGGGUCCGGCAACCAGGGGAUCAUUUCUCCUUUCUUAUCUUUAGUGUAUAUAUAUAUAUAAAAAAGAAAAAAAACCGUUGGAGAGGACCAUGAGGGGCCGUGACCUGCCCAGAGCCAGCUCCUACCCCCCCGGCGGCCAACCCAGAGGGGAGAUGGGACAGGUUCAGGAGAGACUUUCUCCAAGCCACCUCAGUUUCCGGGAGCCAGCCUGGAAGGCGUCUGCUGGGUCUCAGCCCUUAAUUUAUUGCUUUCCAGACUGCAGACUUGGAUAGGGAAUGGGGAGGGAAAACGGAGGGGAACGGUCUCAGUCCAGAAUGGGCUAGGGCUGUGCUGUCUCUAACGUACACACAUUUCAUCUCCUGCCAAAGGUGCAAUAACCACUGCUGAGUAGCCACCCCUCGUCCUGCCUUUUUAUUGGGAUUCCUGGGGCGGGGCGAGCUCAGGGGCUGAUGGCAGCCAGGCGGUAGCCAGAAGGGCAACAGCCCACAGCCACCUGAGCAUUUACUCAAAAGGCCCAGGUUGCCCAUCAUGCUCUGAGGCCUCCACCCUUGAGCCUCUCGGUGUCUCAGGCCUCGGCCCUCAGGGAGAGGAUCCUGCGGAGAGAACCGCUGUGUGCAGAGGGCUCCGCGCCCUUUCUCUCUUGGCGGGGUAUUCUUCCCCCAACCUGCUUCUCAAGUCUGCCUGCUCCUUGAACCAGCCUCGCUCGAGCGACUUUCUUCUGAAGCUAUGGGUUCCCUGCCAGCUGGGGUGUGAGGCCCGAGAAUGAGCCGUAGCAAGAGUAAGCAAGGGAGCCUCUAGCAGUCGGGGCCGGGGAGAUGUUUGUUUCCGGCUGCUGGGCUCGGGAAGGGGAGUGCCCUUUGGCAGGGCCUUAACUGCAUCUGGUUACCUAGAGGUAUCCGUCCUGCAGUCUGGAAUGCCUCUAGCCUAGGCAGGCCUGGGCCUAUUCCUGCCCAUGAUGACACUCCCCCUUCCCUUCUUGUUGCUCGUUCUUUUGGUGUUACGGUGUGGGAGGGCGGGGAGUCUGGUCAGAUGCCAUCCUGGGUCCCUUGCUUCACAUCCACCCUCUCUUUCCCUUGCUCCUUACCGUUCUCGAUGCUUUCUUGACUGUGCCGCUGCCUAGCUGACUGGUAGCCCGCUCCAGGGGCCAGGAGCAGCUUGAAUGCUCGGCUUCGCCUGCUCCACAGUGGGGGUGGGCCUGGCCUCGAGCUUGGGGUCAUGGAGGAAGACUUAAGGAGCCAUCUUGGAGGCAGGGAAGAGGGCCUGGCGGAGGGAGGCAGGGGAGGAGAUGGAUGUUGCCCAAAGGCCCCAGGAUGGGGCUGUCCUCUCCGGCCCCAAUCCUGAGAGGCAAACGGACAUGUGGCAGCCACUUUCCUGGGGGCCCCAAGUCAGCACUUAAUGGGGAUCAGGCCCUCAUACCGCCCAGGUCCUGAGGUACCAAGACAAGUCUGUUUGCCUCCGCAGUUGCUGGCAGGAGAGCCGGGCUCCUUGGUCCUCUCUGCUAGCUGAAUGCGGGCGCCCAAAUGAACAAGUAGCCAACAGAGGCACCUGGGGGUUAUUGGUUUAUUAGAAAAAACUCUUAUUAAAUGGGUCGGAGAGCCAUUUAUGAGCAGAAGCUCGAGGUGCUCUCCCAUCUGGACAGUGGAAGCACAUUUGAGCAGAUGGAGAUCACGGCCCGGGAGGCCAAGGCCCACCUAGGCUGUGGGGUCCGUGCUGGGGGAGACAUGCUCUCGGCUCUCCGGUUCCCGGGUGCCUCCCCCCACUCCUCUUCCCCUCCGCCCCUGUCCUGGGUUUACUUGUCCAGGGGACAAAGUCACAUGAUCAGCCCUCAGCGUCCAAUUGCCCCAGCUGUGUCUCCUCCCAGAGGGUCGCAAACAUUACAGGUUUCUCUAGGGACUGGGCCUCGUCCUCAGUGGGUCAGAGAAGCAGGAGGGGCUGCCGGCCUCUUCCGCUUCUCCUAGUGAUACGGGACUGGUAAAAACAACAAGCUCACUGCUCCCCUCCUGGCCCAGCCCCGGCCAAGAGAAGGAAAUGGGAAAAGAAGAAUGAGAAUGAGCUGAUCCCAAGGCGAGCCACCUUAAAAACCAACCUGCGAUGUCUGGCGGUGAGGGCAGUCAGGAGAGGGAGGGGAUUCGGAGGGAGAAGCUUGCUGUGCUGGUGUGGACAGGAGAGUGAACCUGGUUUGGAAGCGGGUCGGGAGUCGGUGACACAGGAAGCGGAGAAUAGGUCCUUCCCCAGCCCCUCAGGCUCUGGACGGCCUCAAUUGUUUCCUAGCGACUUGGACCCCGGGCCUCUUCCGGCUGGCAAACCCGACCCCCUCAGCUGCAUCUCCUAGUCCAAGGGCCGACGAGAGUUGGGGGGGGAAGGAGGAGUGUUCCCAGUGUGGCUGCCGAUCCUGAAGGGGCCAGAACUCCCCCUCACCUGCCACACCUCCGGUGCUCAAGC
This is a messenger RNA of Ornithorhynchus anatinus (platypus), 6942 nucleotides long. It is a transcript of the gene PLEKHG3, whose product is annotated as pleckstrin homology and RhoGEF domain containing G3. Lineage: Eukaryota; Metazoa; Chordata; Mammalia; Monotremata; Ornithorhynchidae. Gene Ontology annotation, molecular function: guanyl-nucleotide exchange factor activity. The coding region runs from base 246 to 4208 and encodes 1320 amino acids. The transcript is spliced from 18 exons. The record is from RefSeq and is a predicted model, not a curated record.